AUGUCUAGAUGCUUCGAGAUUAGCUGUUCAUUUUCAAAUGGGAGAGAACCGAAUUCUGUUGAUGAUGACUUAAAGAGCGCGGAGCAGCCUCUCCAAGAAAAACGCCGUGCGGAGUUGGCUGCUCGUAUUGCUUCAGGAGAAUACACGGUUGAGCGAUCUGGUUUUCCAUCACUGCUGAGGAGGGGUUUGUCGAAAUUGAGCAUACCUAGUGAGGUUCUUGAAUUUUUGUUUAAAUGGAUUGAUGCCGGUGAAGAUUACCCAAAGAUUCCGGAGGCAAAAGGAGCAAUAGAGGCAGUUCGGAGUGAGGCCUUUUUCAUCCCCCUUUAUGAGCUGUUCCUCACUUAUGGUGGAAUUUUUAGGUUGACGUUUGGUCCCAAGUCAUUUUUAAUAGUAUCUGAUCCUUCCAUUGCCAAACACAUAUUAAGGGGCAAUUCAAAGGCUUAUUCAAAGGGUAUCCUGGCGGAGAUCUUAGAAUUUGUAAUGGGUAAAGGACUUAUCCCAGCUGAUGGGGAGAUAUGGAAUAGAAGACGACGUGCUAUAGUUCCAGCAUUGCAUAAGAAGUAUGUAGCAGCAAUGAUUAGCUUGUUUGGACAAGCAACUGAACGGUUGUGCAAAAAGCUUGAUGCUGCUGCAUCUGAUGGGGAGGAUGUAGAUAUGGAAUCACUUUUCUCCCGUUUGACACUGGAUAUCAUCGGGAAAGCUGUAUUUAAUUAUGAUUUUGACUCUCUAACAAAUGACACUGGGAUGGUUGAGGCAGUGUACACUGUUCUACGAGAGGCAGAGGACCGAAGUGUUGCACCAAUUCCAUUUUGGGAAAUUCCCAUAUGGAAAGAUAUUUCACCGAAGCAAAAAAAGGUCACUGCAGCGCUCAAGCUGGUCAAUGAAAUCCUAGAUGAUUUAAUUGCAAUAUGUAAGAGGAUCGUUGAAGAAGAAGAGUUGCAAUUUCAUGAGGAAUACAUGAAUGAACAAGAUCCUAGUAUUCUCCAUUUUUUGUUGGCAUCAGGAGAUGAUGUCUCAAGCAAGCAACUCCGCGAUGAUCUGAUGACAAUGCUUAUAGCUGGACAUGAGACGUCUGCUGCAGUGCUGACAUGGACCUUUUAUCUUCUUUCCAAGGAACCAAGUGUCAUGGCCAAGCUUCAAAAUGAGGUUGAUGCAGUUCUAGGUGAUAGGUUCCCAACCAUUGAAGACAUGAAGAAACUUAAAUAUACAACUCGUGUAAUAAAUGAAUCAUUAAGACUCUAUCCACAACCACCUGUUUUGAUUCGCCGUUCUCUUGAAGAUGACAUGCUUGGGAAAUACCCAAUAAAAAGGUUAAAUCUGAAAACCAUUGCAAAUAGUUUGGACCUACAUGAAAGUUGGAUGGUGGGACACUUGAAAGAGUUGAAGUCUACGAGUAUUGUAGUGUGGCUCUUGGGUUUGGACCUACAUGAAAGUUGGAUGGUGGGACACUUGAAAGAGUUGAAGUCUACGAGUAUUGUAGUGUGGCUCUUGGGUGCAGUGCACUUAGCAAAAGUAAGUGCGUUAGCCUUUAAGAGUGGUGGUUCAAACAUGAGCGGGAGUUGA
Ilex paraguariensis (yerba mate) is the source of this 1563-nucleotide messenger RNA. The record is from the annotation of a GenBank genome assembly. NCBI's taxonomy places the organism in Eukaryota, Viridiplantae, Streptophyta, Magnoliopsida, Aquifoliales, Aquifoliaceae.